AUGUCAUCCCAAAUAAAGGAAACGGUAAAACAAUGUCUGGUUUGUGCAAAAUUCUCAGCCAGUCAACAAAAUCCACCAAUGCAGAGCCAUGAGAUUCCAAUUCACCCGUUCCAAGUGAUUUCGAUGGACACCUUCCUUUGUGAACAGAGAAACGAGAAGCACAAAUUCCUCAUCACGGUUGACCACUAUUCGGAUUUUUUCGAAGUAAAUCGUUUGAUUAAUUUGACCCCAGAAGCAGUUAUCAACAUCUGUAAGGAAAAUUUUGCACGUUACGGAAUUCCUCAAAGGGUCAUCACGGACAAUGGCACAAAUUUUGUCAACCACAAAAUGGCCCGAUUUGCUUCGGAAUGGAACUUCGAGCUGGUAUCGUCCUCCCCACAUCACCAACAAGCCAACGGCAAAGCUGAAUCUGCGGUGAAAAUAGCCAAACAGCUGAUAAAAAAGUCCGAAGAAAGUGGAUCAGACUUCAACUAUGCUCUUUUACACUGGCGCAACAUACCAAACAACAUAGGGUCUAGUCCUGCAACGCGUUUGUUUUCCCGUUCUACUCGUUGUGGAAUACCUACCGAGGCGUCCCAUCUGCAACCGAAAGUCGUCGAGAAUGUUCCGGACAAGAUAGAAGAGAGCCGAAGAAAAUCCAAGUUCUAUUACGACAGAAAGAGUAGAAAACUACCGCAGCUAGAAAUCGGUUCGCCAGUGUUCGUUCAACUAAAUCCAGGGGCCAGCAAAUUAUGGACACCUGCAACAAUCAGAGACCGCCUGAGUGACCGUGCAUAUAUGGUCGAUUCUAACGGUACUCUCUAUCGUCGUUCACAGAAGCACCUGAAACCGCGUAAAGAACCCGAUACGCAUUCAAGCUACACCGUUCCGGAGAAAGUAUCCAACGUACCGAUGAACUCGUCCACAUCCGAAAAUCCGCAGGAGGAAAGUAUUCUGGAAAAACAAACCGAAACAAAUGCAACACCUGAUGUUUUGGAUUUUCCAUCAACGCAGCGAACCGAAACGUCACCUCGUCCUUGGCAGUGA
Molecule: messenger RNA, 1026 nt
Organism: Uranotaenia lowii
Lineage: Eukaryota; Metazoa; Arthropoda; Insecta; Diptera; Culicidae
Exons: 1
Coding region: 1-1026 (341 amino acids)
Biological process (GO): DNA integration
Molecular function (GO): nucleic acid binding
Source: RefSeq, a predicted model, not a curated record